CCAGCAAGUGAUAUUUGUUUCACGAGACCUCCCCACGAGUCGUGCAUUCGUGGUUGUAUUCCGUGGGCCUUGUUUUCUGGCAACCAUCACCAUCCGGACGGUAAUAGCGAACCCGGCACGGAACGCAAGCGUAAACUAAAGAUGCGAUAAUGCGGCCAUGGCACUGCGCGGCUGGCGACUGUUUGGGGUGGCCGGCACCAUACUGGUGUACGUCGGCGGCAUACUGUUCCUAUCGUUCGUUAGCCUGCAGGGACCGCAGCAGAAACGCGGCGUCCAUGGGCCACGCGGCUACGGCGAGUUCGAAACGAUCCGCAACCGGGACCUCGGCCUGAUGAGCAAGAAGCCACCGUUGCAGUGGUGCACCGAGCUGCACUAUCUCGACGCACCGGUCCGUGCACCCCGCAAACCACCCAAGCUGCUGCAAACCUUCCCGGGCCAUUUUGUGAAGAAGUUCAGCGUGUACAGCUACCGCGGUGGUAGCAGCGGCAGCAGCAGUAGCAACAACCAGAACCUACACUCAGCACCGGGCCGGACGGUACAGACGGGACCGGCGAACGAUGGUACGCCCGCCGGUGGUCCAUCGGUCGCUGCGUCCGGUCCCGGUAGCCUGGGCAGUUCCUCGCAUCCUGUUCGGCCUAACAGUGACACAUCUAGUGGUAAGCUAGUGGAUAGUGAUAGCGUAAGAAAGGGUGGUGAUGUGGCGUGGCGCGCGAAGGCACUACACACGAAACCGGAACUGACGGCGCUCGUGUCAUUCCCGGGCAGUGGCAAUACCUGGCUGCGAUAUCUGCUACAGCAAGCGACCGGCAUUCUAACCGGUAGCGUGUACAAAGACUAUGGGCUCCUUAAAAGUGGUUUCCCGGCGGAAAGUGUCGCCAACUCGUCGGUACUGGUAGUAAAAACACACGAAUGGGGCCCGCACGCAUGGGCCCCGUACACGAAAGCGAUUCUACUGAUACGUGAUCCAGAGCGAGCCAUACUGGCGGAGUUUAAUCGUCAAUCUGGUGGUCACGUGGGAUUUGCCUCGCCUGAUCGUUACCGUAGGACCAAGGGUCGAUAUUGGACUCAAUUUGUAAAAAAUAAACUUUGGGCAUGGGAACAAACGAAUCUCUCAUGGGCAAAAAAUUUCACCGGUGAGGUGAAGCUAGUCUUCUACGAUGAUUUGGUGGAGAACGUCGAAGGUACACUGCGCAGUAUUCUUAAAUUUCUCAACUAUACGACGGAUGAGGAGCUGUUGGCGUGCGCACUGAUGCGAAAGGAAGGCAUUUACCGGCGCAAAAAGCGCAUCCUUCAGUUCGACCCAUACAGUCCGGCCAUGCACGCAGCAAUUGACGAGAAGCGUGCCGAAGUGUAUGCAGCCCUCGGACGUUAUGACGCACAUUGAAAACUACAGAGGCUGUAAUAGUGAUUUAUGGUUUCGUUUCCUUCUGCAUUAGAUGUUUUUUUUUUUUGAAGAAAAAAAUACUCUUCAACAACGCAAGUUGCAAGAGGCUAGAAGGAGGGCGCGCCUAGUUUGCUCAGAAAGUAUUGUAUAAAACUUAAGUAGAAUGUUCAAUUUUGUAAGUAUAGAACCCAGUACGAAAAGAAUCGUUCAAACAAUUUCCGCACCAAUAAGGGCACCAUUUCAAAGCUUCCAUUUUGCGAUGUUUUUGAGCAAAAGACAGAGAAAAAGAGAGAGAGAGAGAGA
Anopheles moucheti is the source of this 1687-nucleotide messenger RNA. RefSeq names its product WSCD family member AGAP003962. Bases 158 to 1384 code for a protein of 408 amino acids. The record is from RefSeq and is a predicted model, not a curated record. Gene Ontology annotation, molecular function: sulfotransferase activity. The transcript has 6 exons. NCBI's taxonomy places the organism in Eukaryota, Metazoa, Arthropoda, Insecta, Diptera, Culicidae.